This is a messenger RNA of Brachypodium distachyon (stiff brome), 1197 nucleotides long. RefSeq lists its product as uncharacterized. Lineage: Eukaryota; Viridiplantae; Streptophyta; Magnoliopsida; Poales; Poaceae. The record is from RefSeq and is a predicted model, not a curated record. The transcript has a single exon. Bases 97 to 1017 code for a protein of 306 amino acids.
UACAUAUACCGCCCGCUAACCCCUCUCUCGCCCGCCCCCUCGCCGCCGCUACACGCACUGCCCCACUCUCAUCUUCCUUGCCUCCGAUCGCCGCAAAUGCAGGGCCACGCCGCCUCCGAGGGCGCCCUAGCCACCGCGCCGUCCAGCCCCACGCGCCGCCUCUGCUGCGGCCAAGACGUCGUUGACUGCGCCGAGGACGACGACACCGGAGGCAUCCACUUCUUCUUCAGCGCCCCGGCCAGCCCCGUGCACUACAUCCUCCGCUCGCCGCCAGCGUCGUCUUCCUCCUCCGCAGCAUCGGUACACCACGCCGAGGGAGACGGAUGCGCAGGCGACUUCGAGUUCGCGUCGGCGCGCCACCGCGUCGCCGGCACCGGCAUGAGCUCCGCCGAGGACCUCUUCCUCUCCGGCCGCAUCCGCGUCGGCGGCCUCUCGCCUAUCCGCCAAGAGACGGGCCACGGGGAGGAGGAGGAUGGCGACGACGGCGGCGGGCACUCGCGGCGGCCUCGCCGGGCCAGGUCGGCGUCGCCGCCCCGGACCCCGCGGUUCGCGGAGAACGGAUCCGCAGAGACGCCCUCCGAAUCCUUCGCGUCCUCGUCUGCGUCCUCCGCGAAGACCAUCCGGCGGAGGAUCUCGCUGCGGGACCUCCUCGGCCGCACCUGCAGCAGCGAUUUCUCGUCCUCGGCGGGUCCGGCGUUGGCUUCGGCCAUUAACUCCGGCGCCGACGCCGAGAUCAGGUCAAGCUUCUGGCUGCCGUCCAUCUGGCCGUCGCGGACCAAGAAGGGCCCCCUCCUCCCCUGCCCCUGCCCGGCGCCCCCGCAUCCUGGGCGCCGGUCCACGUCGUCGGUCAGAGCGGCUCCCGGCGGCGGCGGAGGCCAUGGACGCCAGCGCGAGGGCGCGCCGCCGCGGCGCACGACGUAUCUGCCGUACCGGCAGGGCCUGGUUCUCGGAUGCCUCGGCCUCGGGGCCCGGAGCUAUGGGCUCGCCAAUUCCAUGCACCCGCUCUCCACCCGGUGAAAAUGCGUGUGCCCACGCGGAAUUUCAUUCACAUUUCGCAUAGUUUCAGCAUGGCUUGCGUGAAAAGGUUUGACGUGCUAUUGUUCCAGAAGGGUAAAAAAUGAUAUCAGCGAUGUAAAAUUAUAAAUAUAAUUUUGCUCCACCGAUCCAAUACUUUUAUGGAAAUGUCUAUUUUAUUUA